Molecule: messenger RNA, 3718 nt
Organism: Acanthopagrus latus (yellowfin seabream)
Lineage: Eukaryota; Metazoa; Chordata; Actinopteri; Spariformes; Sparidae
Product: ethanolamine kinase 2-like
Exons: 9
Coding region: 843-2039 (398 amino acids)
Biological process (GO): phosphatidylethanolamine biosynthetic process
Cellular component (GO): cytoplasm
Molecular function (GO): ethanolamine kinase activity
Source: RefSeq, a predicted model, not a curated record
AGUUGAGCUUCAAGGUGCUUUGUCUGGAGGAAGGGCUUCUUUGUUGAACAACAACCUCUCAACUCAUGUUGAUGCAAAACGCGCUUGACUGUGGACACUGACACCUGUCUUCCAGCAGCUCGUAAUUCACUGCAGACUUUAGUUUUUUGUUUGAGUCUUGACCAGCAUGACAAGUUUUCUGUCAGCAGCAGGUGGUAGUUUGUGUUUGCUUCAUGAUUGUGGCAGUGACACAACCUUGCCAUGCACUUUAUACUAAGUACACAAGUACACUAUUCAAACAGUUGUUUUUGCAGUUGAUCUUGGGACCUGCAACUGUAGCUGAACAUGUCAUAUUGUAAAUGUCCAUUCAUCACGUCAACACCAUCGACUAAAGGGGUCCUGAUUAAGAAAAACAGCAAAUCCUUGAAGCUGGAACCAGCAAAUGUUUGACAAUUGUUUAUAGGCUGAGAGUGUUAACUGAUUAUCAAAAGAGUUUGCAGAUUCUCUUGUUGAACUGUGUUUACCACUGCACGUGCCUGCAGCAGAGCUCCAACCACCGGUGGUUAAUGUGUAAACUCUGCAGCAGUGGGGAUGAAGACCUCCACGGGAACAUUGACUUUUGAAUGGGAGCAGCCCUUGGCCCUUGAUAAGCAAGGUGGGCUGCUGAGUCACUGGACGAACAAGUGGACAAUUUCAGUGGCUCGUAAACACCAUUGAUGGCUAUCAAUGUGUUCUGAUCGAUAAGACCCCUGCUUUGGAUCAUUCAGCCCUGUCUGCCUCACUCUGGCCCACAUCUGGAUGGUGUGGACAUAAUUCAGCUGCACAUAGAACUGAGUUGGGCGGAAAUCUAAGACUUGUUGAAAAUGGACAGAGGGUCUGCUGGUGCUGGGAAGCGGCUUCUCCAUGUGGAUGUCGGUAUCGACGAGCUGCAACCUCGUGAGGGAAUCCUGGGCCUCUUGAGAAAACUCCGUCCUCACUGGAAGGCACAGGACAUUCAGAUGAAGACAUUCACAGAAGGAAUCACCAACCGGCUGAUUGGUUGCUACGUGGGCUCUCUCCAGGAGCCUGGUUGUGUUCUGGUGCGUCUGUACGGCAAAAUGACAGAGCUCUUCGUGAACCGGAACCGGGAGGUGGAGAUGUUCCAGGUCUUCCAUGCCCAUGGCUGUGGUCCUCAGAUCUACUGCAGCUUCCAGAAUGGCAUCUGCUACGAGUUUGUUCGAGGAACAGUGCUAGAUGAUGAGCUGCUCCGGCAGCCCUCCAUCUACAGAUUGAUCGCAGCAGAGAUGGGGAGAAUCCACUCUAUCCAGCCAAAAUGUGGUCGGCCUGUUGAACCUCUGCUCUGGACAAAAAUGUCCCACUUUCUCACACUGGUGCAGAGCAGCGUCCACAGCAGCCCAGCUGAGCAGAGCUGCAUGAAGAGCCCUGCCACUCUACGAGAGGUACCCAGUAUUGAGACGUUGUCAGUUGAAAUGGAGUCAUUGAGGAGACACCUCUCUCAGAUUGACUCUCCGACCGUGCUCUGCCACAACGACCUUCUGACAAAAAACAUCAUCUACAACCACACAGAGGGAAUGGUGAAAUUCAUCGACUACGAGUAUGCCGAUUACAACUACCAGGCCUUCGAUAUUGGCAAUCACUUCAAUGAAUUUGCCGGUGUGAAUGAUGUUAACUACAACCUCUACCCGAGCCGGGAGCUGCAGAGAGACUGGCUGACGGCCUAUCUGGAGAGUUACAAGCACAGCUCGGGACGUGAGGUCACUGUUACAGAGGCAGAAGUUACACAGCUCUACAUUCAGGUCUGCAAAUUCUCACUGGCCUCCAACUUCUUCUGGGGUCUCUGGGCCAUCCUGCAAUCACGGUUCUCCUCAAUUGACUUUGACUUCCAAAGAUCAGCGACAGGGCCCCCACCUCAUUUCGAUCUGGACCUCGGAGGAAAUGUGAUCCAGAGGGGUGCCGAGGCACAGAGGCACUAUUGUUCCCAUGCCGUCGGUCCUCCCUUACAUAUACGUCUCUCAUCCCUGGCUGGGCCACAUGCGUCUGCUAGACGUCUGCUCCUCUAAGCUGCUUGCUGAGGUUGUCCUAAAGUGCAUGAUACGCCACUGCACGACUCAACUACUACUUUGAGAAGAAAGAAGAGUAUCUUGGAUUAGUGAUGAGCUAGAAUGAUUGGAUAAGGAGCCGGCAUUUACACUGCUGAUGUGACCUGUGCUUUUUUGUCACAUUGUACAGUCCUCUGUAAAUCCACUGUGGAAAUGAAGGUACAGAUAAGCUUAUAAAUGUGCUCCCUAUUGUUUGUUUUUUCAGUCUGUAGCGCGAGUUAAUAUGUUUUGCUAUCACUGUGAUUUUUAAAAUAUUUGUUUUACCACAGUCAGUAUGCCGAUAAGCACAUUUGGCAAAUUGAGAUGAAGAUCAUGCCAGAGACACAUUAAUUGUUCCCACAUUUAGCCGAGUCGCAUGAAGCCACAAAAACUGUGCCUGAUCAUAAAACCCAUAAGAGGGUUAUUUGCAUGCUUAUUCAGUGCGUACCACAGCUCUGAUGGAAAACAACUUUCUAUUUCAACUUAUUUACCAAGGAGUGCAUUAUUCUAAAUCUUUCUCUCUGAGGGACUGAUGUUGAAAAACUACUUUUUUUAUACCUUACAGGGUGUCCACCAAUCAUACAGUGGACUGCAGAUUUGAAGAUUUAUAACAAAUUCACCUCAUUUAGGUGUUAAAACAGUGUUUAACAACAGAGGCAAACUGUUUGACUCUGAAUGAUGUUGGACAAACAGUUUACAAGUCAUGUCACAAUUGAUCCUCGGUUUUAGAAGGUAGUGAAAUGCCGAUUACUGCAAAAUUCACUGUAGAUAGGAUAUUAGCUCACUUACUGACUGAGAGGACUGUUACCACUCCUCUGUUAGACCCUUUCCAACAUUUCAAAGUAAGAUAAACCACCUCAGCAGUUUAUGGAAUUACCAAUAAUGCAGAUUCUCUGGUGCUGCUAAACCAUAUAUUACUGAGUUUUAACAAUGAUUCAACAACUAAUUUAUACCUCACUUCAACCUUAGACAUUCACUUAUGAACUGCAGCUUCUUUCUCCUCAUCAAGGUUGUUUGAGAUGCGAGACGAUUAAGGGUCUUGUUGUUCUUGUGUUCCCUGUUUUAUUUCGAUAUCAUGCCCUCAUGUGUCACAUCUUGCUUCUCAAAUCCUCCUCUACGUUUUUCUCUCCCAGUGUUGUCUUUUUGUCCAUCAUGACUCAGUUUUGGUUUUCCUUGUUUUCUUGCACCAUUCAGCUUUGUUCUAUUAAAGCUCGCUUUUAGUUCCCCUAUUCCUGCCUCCUGUGUGUGUGUGUGUGUGCAUUUGGGUCCUCGCCUUGUUUCAACCUAAAUUAUAACAUAUUUUAAACUAUAGCCUACUGUUGAUAUUGUAGGUUAUAGUAAAUUGAGGGGUUUCCAGAUCUGCUCUUGCUCUACAUAGAGUCAGUCAGGCCUUUUCCAGUGGACCCCAUAGGGCUGGGAGACCCUGCAUGAUUUGUGCCAUGAACUACUCAAACAUUUUUUUUUUUUCAUAUUAAAAACUAAUUCUUAAGUCAAGAAAGUCACAUUUUGUCAUAAAUAAAAUAAAAUAUCAUCUGUUUUGUAUUAAAACUGCUCAGUGAACUAUAGCAUCUCGCUCAGCACACAUCACCAACACCAACCUGAUCAAAUGGCAAACUAUAACAUGUAUUUCUCAGUCUCAUAUUUCAUUAGUUUCAUGACAA